GAUCUCAAAACAUCAAACUAGAACAAAACUACUUAUACCUCUGAUUACAAAAUCUAACAAUGUCAUAGAUAGAUACUAAAUAAUACUUGAUCAAUAAUUUCCUCUUUUAUACUCGGAAUAUUGUUUUGUGCGAUAAUUUCUGACCUAUAAAUACAUACAGUAUCAUUUUACAACGAAUCGUAUUAUGUCAGUAUUUUUCUCUGAUAAACAAACGUUACCGAUCUCCUAUUCAGUCUCCAUUUUCAAACGGCGGUCAAAGGACGUGCGCGCACUUUAUGGAUAGAGAGAAUUGAAAUAAUAAGAGCGAAAUAAUAGUGACGGCUCGUUGCAAAUAGCACGUUAAUUGAGAGCGGUGCAUCCUGCAUUUUCAAUAAAGUGGACACGCACAAAGCACGCACAAUGCUAGUGAAAAUAGUGAUCGUGUUUUUUAUUACGAAAUUCGCACGCGGACAAGUUAACGGAGAAUUCUGGUGGAUGAACGAUAAAAUCGCUAAAUAUCACAACACAUUGAUACCGCCGCCCGUAUACGAGGAUCUACCAGAAUACGAAACAGACGACAGUGUUAAGAUUGUAUUCAGGGAUAGCGAAUUCGAAAAACACAAUAGCAUAUUUCAUGGAAGACACGGACAUGGAAAAUUAAAAAAUCACAACUUACCCAAACGCGAUUAUGUUCAAUACCCUAAUGAGAACAUUGCUCAUUCAAAAUAUGAUCAGUCGGAAAACGCAAACAAUUUAAUGAUGGCUAGUGAAUCCGGUAAACUUAAUAAGAAACUUAUUGCUGAUAAACAAGCAACUGUAUUCAAGCCUGAUAAUAACAUUGUGUUUGAGCUACCAAAAAAGACGAAACAGGUUCUAAAAAACUAUCCUGACGUAGAAUUAAAAACGACAGAGCAAGCGAUGCCGUUAACCAGGAGUACAUUUGAAACACAUCCUCCAUUCGCCUCCUUCAACGACUAUAUGAAUUUUAUAAAUGUCGAUCAAAAGCCAGAAACUACACCCUCAGAUAUUUGCACAUACAUUAGACAAAUGGAAUGUGAGAGACGAAUGGGCUUAGUUUAUAAUUUAGAAGUGGGCAGAGAUCCAAAGAAAAUCCCAAAUGAUCCGCAACUAAUUUGUUGUAUUUUAUUUCCAAAGACUGACAGGGUUCAAAGUACUAGUGAAACUAUUGCAUUGGCCCAAGAACACAACACCAACCCACCAAAGACUUCAACCAAAACUCCAAAUGAAUUGAAUAAAGUAGUAUUAAAUUUAACAAAAAUUGAUGACUACAUUUCAAAGUAUGCAGUCGUAAGGAAUAAUAGUUCUGGAGUACAAGGCACAAAUAUUGAGAAAAAUGUAAUUAUACCCACUAAGCAGACAUUAAAUUUGAACAAACCGUCACAAAGUAUGUGUACAUACAUCACUGAACAACAAUGUCUUAUGAAUCAUGGAUUUGUUUACAAUUUUUCACCAAAAGGAUAUCCUACAACAGUUCCGAGUAAUCCGCAUUUAAUUUGUUGUAUUCUACUAAGAAUGACGGACACGGCUCAAACUACUGCUACUGUGUUUGCACAAGAAAGCAUUACUGUCCCACCAAAACCUUCAACUGAAGCUACAAAUGUAUUGAGGAAGCCUGUACCUAAUUUAUCAAAUAUUGAUAACUAUAUUUCAAAGUACGGUGUUAUAAAAAACAGUUCCGAUUUACAACUAAAUAAUGGCAAUACACAAAAUGAAAUAGUUUCCGACAUUAAAGUAACCAAAAAUAAAAGUGCAGACAUUACAUGUACCUAUACAACCGAAAGGGACUGUCUUAUUAAUAAUGGAAUUAUUUACAAAGAAAAGCCAAAGAGAAGCCAAGAAAACUCUCGUUCAGUAUGUUGCAUUUUACCAUUGGAGAAGUCGUUACAAAUCGCGAUAAAAACGCCAUCACUAGAAGAAAAGUAUGUUAGUCAAACCAUACAGCCAUCUCUUAAUUCAAAAAAUAAAUUCCAAUACAUUGAAGAUUUUAUUGCUAAAUUUGGCGUUAAUACCAAUGAUUCUAAAACACAACAUGAAAAUAAGCAACACCAACCUAAUACUCAGACUGAAAGUAGUACGAGUAUUAGCACGACGAUCUCGUAUAUUGACAUUUUCCAAACAAAAAAAACCAUCAACGAAGAAUCACAUUUUAACUCCAAACCAAAUUUCGUUGACAAAAUAGAUCCAAACAAAUCAGUUCAUGCAAGCAACACGAAAACAGUUGAAACAAAUAAUUAUACAGAAUCAGUUAACCGAAUUGUUGGAACAAAUAAUAUUUAUAACGAAGAAAAACAGGAAUCUACAGGUAUUUGCAAAUACAUCAUGAAGCAAGAGUGUAUGAAUCGCAAAGGAUUUAUUUACAGCACUGACUUUGGAAAAAGCAUUAAAAGAGGUCCCAAUGAUCCGCAAUUAGUAUGUUGUAUUCUGGAUGAUAAUUUAGCAAACAGUCAUGACACUGGAGAUGAAAUCCCGUCCUACUCAAGCACAAGGACAUAUAAUUCUCAAGAAACAACUACAAGUUCGACAUCGCCUACAAUAAAUAAAAAUGGAAUACAAGAAGUACGGACAACUGCAAUCCCAUUCAUAUUUCCAGACAAAAAAAACUACAUAUUUAGUUACAAUAAUCAGCUCAAUAUCAAUAAGCCACCAGUCAAAAACGAAAAUUAUACUUUGAAUGAUAACAAAAACACACAAACCGGCUCACUCUUAAAACCUAACAUAGAUUACCUUAUCUCAAAGUAUGGCGUGAAUGAAAGUAAAUCUGAAAACAUAGCAAUGAAUAAAGUAAACGAAAAUAAAAAUGAAAACAAUGCAAUUGUCGAAAAGAAUAUUAGCAGCGCAAUUUUAUACAAAAAAAUUAAGAAUUGUACAUUCAUAAAUAAAUAUAAAUGUUUAAACGUUAAUGGAACAAUAUCUAAUUUACCCAGUGAAAUAAUUAAUAAAAUAGCUAAUAAUCAAAAUUUAGUUUGUUGCGUAAUGCCAUCAAAUACAAAGCAUAGCACUGAGAAAAGCAUAAAAGAAAGCAUAGAAAUAAAAAACAACUUCUCUAAAGAAACUGAAACUAACGCGAAUUUAGUUUUCUUUCCUAAAAAUAAUCUGCUCAAAAAGCCAACAGAAAAAACUUUGGUUUUCUUCGACAAAGUCAAUGAAAAAACAAAUAAAAAUGAAGGUGACAAGUCUUCAAAUAUUUGUACAUAUAUCAAGGAAUUCGAAUGUAAACAACGAUAUGGCUUCGUUUAUGGAAUCGAAUUCGGCAAGAGUACCAAAAAAGGUCCUAGCGAUCCAGAGUUGGUUUGCUGUAUAUUGCCUGAAAGCAACAAAAAUAAUUAUCAAGUUAAUGUAGUGGCUCACACAAACAUUGGAGUAUUUAAUGAACAAACUGAGAAUUUACAAACAACUGGUCCGAACAAUGAUAUUAGUCCCCAGAUAGACCCAAAGAGAAAUGUAUUUAUACAUAAACCAAAAGAAGCCUCGUCAUUCGUCUUUCCUACUGAAAAAUAUGAAUACAAAAAUAACAAACUGAGUAACGUUGAGCACAACAUGGAGUAUACAAACAAAAUCGAAAAUCACCCUUUGAAAAACACUGCUACUUCAAAACAUGACAAUAAUUAUAAGGAAACAGAAAAACUUGUUAUGACGUCGAAUAUAAAUCCAAUUAAUAACAGAUACAAGCGAUCCACUGAUGAAAACAGCAACACAGCAUUAAACCAAAGAAUGGUGCUACUGCAAAGAAGAUUCACGACCCAGCCACCGAAACUAAGUAAGGAAAUCACGCGGGUUAAAAUAGUAACUUCAGAUUAUGAUGAAGAUCCUUACUGGAAUGUCAAAAACACAAAAUUUCAUAGCCCAAAGGCAACCAAUAAAAAGGAAUGCGACUACCAAACGUGUGAUUAUUAUAUCGAUGAACUCCCUAAGCCUGGUUUAAGUGGCUUAUACUCUGAUCAUGGACAGAAACCAUCUUACUACGUAGACUAUAAUGACGACGAUAUCAUAUCAUCGGAUAGUGAUUAUGAAGAUAUUGGUGCCUCUUUUGGAUACUCGACAGUCGACCCUAAAAUAGGUACAACCAAAAGUAAAACUUAUCUACAAGUUGGGCCAUCAAGGCGCAACACAAUUGCACCGGAAACAUACGACCCGGUAAAGCUAACAGUUAAUUUUCAGUCAAAUCCAGAUUUUCACGUUUUUGAAAAUUUUAAAUUGUUAAACAUAGCAAACGGUAAAUCCAAAUUUUCAUUGAAGAUAAAUGAACAGAAAAAUACUGAUGAUAGCAAAAGCGAAGAUUCGUCAGACACGGAACCUAUAAUAAAUUCAGACUCUACUGAAGACGCUGUUGACGAUCAAUUAUUUGAAGACUGUGGAAGAACAAUAGUUAGAACAAACUUCGAUGCUACAAAGCGUAGUGGUGACGCUAAAUAUGGGUCACAUCCGUGGCUUGCUCUAGUAGUGCCUACCAAACAACAACAGAAAAUACUAUGCUAUGCCACACUCAUUCAUCCCAAGGCUGCAAUAACAACAGCGGACUGUGUUUAUGAGAAACCCCCGGGUGGAGUAACGCUCAUCGCAGGCGUAUGGGAUCUGAACCAGAGGUCACGCGCUAAAACUCGUGUACCUGCUAUACAUAUACACAAAGAAUACACGAAUGAGCAUUUGGACCGUGAUCUUGCUAUUCUUACUUGGCGACUACCAUUAAAACUGGGCCCAAACAUCCAACCAGCUUGCCUCGGUGAUGUAAAUUUAGGAGCAGAUUGCAUGAUCUUCGGAUGGAGUGGUUUUGAUCAAGCAAUAAAGUCAAGGUCCAAAUGGCAAAGGGUAACGACCGGCGAUUGCGACGAUAUCGUAACCUCCUCCGAGCAAGAGAUUCCAAGAACAGCAUUCUGUGCUAAAUUCCAUUCUCGUCGCACCGUGAGCGGUAUAGGAGGCUCCUUGAUUUGUAACGUGGACGGUCGCUGGUCUUUAGUCGGCGUUGCCGUGUCUCGUCACAUUUCGUUGGUGUUACUACCAGCUCGACCUUGGGGUUUGAAGGCUGGCAACUUUAUAGACGGAAUUUAAACAGGUCAGUCUUCUUGAUUAGAAAUUAAAUUAAACACGACCGUUAACACGUCGUACAUGACCACGAAAACUGUGAAGUAUUGGAAACAUCUAAAGUAAUAUAGUGACUUUUUUUUAAAUAAUAAUUGUACACUCCAGGUUAAACAGUAAAAGAAGUUCUAAUUCUGAAAUUAGAACUAUAGAAUCGAGACAACGCUGACGUUUCAAAUUUUCGUUUUUUUCUUCAAUAAAACAAUAAUGUUGAUCGUUUUUAUUUUAUUUAUUUUACAUUUAGAUAAUCAUAUGACUUAACCCAUAACAAUUUUACUAUAAAUUUAACAAAAGAAAAACGAAUCUCCUUCCGCUCUGGGCAAAUAAGACGACGCGGCAAUGUCAUAAGGAACUAACAACAACAAAAAAACCUAAAUUACAAUUGGGAAUGUCGAGAUCUCUUAUAUGAAACUAAUACAACCAUUUCGAACGCAAACAAAAAAAACUAUUUAUUUAUAUACUUAUUACGUUCUUUGGCGUCACAUCCUAAAGUAUACAGCAUGCACAAUAACUAAUUUAAUGAAUAUUGUUAAACGCGAUUCUUAAAACAUUAAAACUGUGAAGCAGACCUUUGUGAGCGUAAAUAGAACAGUGAUCAUUAUUGAAAAUAAAAUCGGUCGGUUGCUUCUCUUACUCCUAUAAUGAGGAUUGAGCUAAUAUAAUAAUUAUAAGUCUUAGUUUCAGCCCACAACGGUCGAGAGACGCGCGAAGACAUCAUAACCGCGACCUCUCGUCCAACUAAACAAUAAUUUGUCGUAACUUAGUAAUACUUACAGAUUUCCUUCAGCGAAAUAUUUGUCGUCAAUAAACCCGUUGCCUACUAGCUUCGUAUUAUAAAUAAUAUUUGCGAUACAUAAUAUUUAAUGCUAUUUUAUUUUCGUUCGUUUUUUUAUUUUCUCAAAAUAUGACAUAGACUUCUUUAGUAAAAAAUUAAAUCGAUGAAUCUAAAAACGAAUAUUUAAAAACUUUACUUUUAAUAUCACACGAAAUAUUUUUUUUUAUGAAUCAACUAUACGCACACGUCAACUCAUCUAAAAUACUCAAAACAACAAAAACUAUAGUGACCAUUUCAAAAAUAAAUGUUCUAAUUAACUAAAAAAAGCAUGGAGUCGUUUUCUAGUUUUUUUUUUCUUUUUUCUAACAAAUAAUCUGAAUGAAAUCUUUAUUAGUAUUUUUCUCCAUUAUCUAUCUUUUACAAAUGUGUAACUGUGCCUGUUCGUUUUGAUUACAGAACAUUUUCAAUACAAAUUAUUAACCCCGUAUUUAGUCCGCCAUAUCGAUAAGUUUGAAAUUUCAACGACUAUUCAUUGUCUGAAUGUGAAAAAGACAUUUACUUUACAGAGCAAAAGUACGCAAUCAAACUUAACGAAUUAAUUACGGGCAGUAUGUGAGGACUGGGUCACAUUGUUUUAAUGCGUCGAUAAAACACUAAUAUAAUUUUUGUAACAAGAUCACGAUUGAAUGAUGAUGCUCGUUCUGUCGCAGGCGCGUCAAGCGAUCACGAGCGGCUCGUCGUCCGAGAAGCCUUGGAUCGGAGGAACGUCGUCAUCAUCUGAAAAAAAAAUAUUUUGUAUUCUAUAUUCCUCUAUAAUAAAGACUAUAAUUGAAUGCCUUCUUUAUUCGUGUUUGACGAAA
Molecule: messenger RNA, 6711 nt
Organism: Bombyx mori (domestic silkworm)
Lineage: Eukaryota; Metazoa; Arthropoda; Insecta; Lepidoptera; Bombycidae
Exons: 14
Coding region: 400-5046 (1548 amino acids)
Biological process (GO): proteolysis
Molecular function (GO): serine-type endopeptidase activity
Source: RefSeq, a predicted model, not a curated record